Messenger RNA from Suricata suricatta (meerkat), 3098 nucleotides. RefSeq names its product cell cycle progression 1 (gene CCPG1). The transcript has 11 exons. The record is from RefSeq and is a predicted model, not a curated record. NCBI's taxonomy places the organism in Eukaryota, Metazoa, Chordata, Mammalia, Carnivora, Herpestidae. Bases 139 to 2589 code for a protein of 816 amino acids. Gene Ontology annotation, cellular component: membrane.
CCGCCUCCCGGCUGCGGACGCCUGCGAGCAGGUUGUUGUUUUUAAGAGAGGCGUCACUGUGCUCGGAGCUGUGACCGCUGCCACCGCGACAGUCAACGCAGUCGGGCGGAGGUGGCGCUGCUCGUUCAGACCUGAAAAAUGUCUGAAAAUUCCAGUGACAGUGAUUCAUCUUGUGGUUGGACUGUCAUCAAUCAUGAGGGAUCUGAUAUAGAGCUGGUGAAUUCUGAACAUGGCAUAGCCAGCGACAGCUGUGAGCUCGCUCCAGAAUGCACAUCUUUAGAGCAAGAGGAGCUACAAAUAUUGCAUUCAGAGCAAGGAGAGAGUAGCCAGAAUGACAUGGUGUUAAUGGGAGAAACUGCUUAUCCAGCUUUGGAGGAAACGAAGUCAGCACUUGAGAGAGAAGAAAAGUCGUCUGAAGACAAUGUCUAUUUUGGAGCUGUCAGUGAUGAUUCUGAUAUUGUUACCCUUGAGCCACCUAAGUUAGAAGAAACUGGAAAUCCGGAAGCUAUAAUUGUUGAAGAAGCACAGAGUCCAGAAGACUUUAACAUGGGCUCUUCUUCUAGCAGCCAGUAUACAUUCUGCCAGCCAGAAACUGAAAGGUGGUGGGAGAAGCUGUGGAAGAUUCCUGAAUGCAUAAGGGGAUGGGAUGAUCAGCUGAAACACCAUGUUCCUAGCCAACUCGCUUUCCAAGUAUUUUCAUCCCAGCCUAGCGACGAUGAAUCAAGUAGCGAUGAGACCAGUCAUCAGCCUAGUCCUGCCUUUAGACGACGCCGAGCUAGGAAGAAGACUGUUUCUAGUUCAGAAUCUGAAGAACGGCUACUCCCUGAACAAGAAACCGAACCCUCUACGGAGUUGUGUAAACGCCAGUUCAGCAGUGGUCUCAAUAAAUGUGUUAUACUUGCUCUGGUGAUUGCAAUCAGCAUGGGAUUUGGACAUUUCUAUGGCACAAUUCAGAUUCAGAAGCGUCAACUGUUAGUCAGAAAGAUACAUGAAGAUGAAUUGAAUGAUAUGAAGGAUUAUCUUUCCCAAUGUCAACAGGAACAAGAAUCUUUUAUAGAUUAUAAGUCAUUGAAGGAAAACCUUGCAAGAUGUUGGGCCCUUACUGAAGAAGAGAAGAUGGCCUUUGAAACUCAGAAAAAGAACCUUGAUACAGAAAAUCAGUAUUUAAGGAUAUCUCUGGAGAAGGAAGAAAAAGCCUUAUCUUCAUUACAGGAGGAGUUAAGGAAACUAAGAGAACAGAUUAGAAUAUUGGAAGAUAAAGGGACAGGUACUGAAUUAGUUACAGAAAAUCAGAAGCUUAAGCAGCAUCUGGAAGAAGAAAAGCUGAAGACACACAGCUUCCUUCAUCAAAGGGAGACUCUUUUGGCAGAAGCCAAGAUGCUAAGGAAGGAACUGGAGAGAGAACGGCAGAUAACCAUGGCUUUAAAGGUGGAGCUCCAACAGUUAAGCUCCAGUGAAUCAUAUGGCAGCCCAGACUCUCCCAAUGUAUUGACUGAAAAAAAAGAAAUAGACAUCUUACAGGAAAGACUCACUGAGCUGGAGCAGAAGCUAAACUUUGAACAGCAGCGUUCUGAUUUGUGGGAAAGGCUGUAUAUUGAGGCAAAAGAUCAAAAUGUAAAACAAGAAACUGAUGGAAAAAAGAAAGGGAGCAGAGGAAACCACAGGGCUAAAAAUAAGUCCAAGGAAACAUUCUUGGGUUCAGUUAAGGAAACAUUUGAUGCCAUGAAGAAUUCUACCAAGGAGUUUGUGAGACAUCAUAAAGAAAAAAUUAAGCAGGCUAAAGAAGCUGUGAAAGAAAAUCUGAAAAAAUUUUCAGAUUCAGUUAAAUCCACUUUCAGGCAUUUCAAAGAUACUACCAAGAAUAUCUUUGAUGAAAAGGGCAAUAAAAGAUCUGGUGCCACAAAAGAAGAAGCAGCUAAAAAACCAACAGUCUUUAGUGAAUAUUUACACCCACAGUAUAAGGCACGCACACAAAACCAGAAUAGUAGAGGCCCUACUAUGCAGAGAGAGGGAAGGAAAGGAAAGCCAGUUCACUUUGAAGAAUUAAAAAAAAAUACAAAAUCACAGAAAUGCAGUGCGGAGCAUGACUGUAGUACAAAUUUUGAUUCGUUCAGAAGGUCUUGUUCUGGUGUAUUUGAAUGUGCUCAACAGGAAUCCAUUAACCUUUUUAAUAUGAAAGUGUUGAAUCCUGUAAGGAUAGAUGAAUUUAGACAGUUAAUUGAAAGGUAUUUAUUAGAAAAACUGGAUAGUUUUCAUCACUGGAAAGAACUUGAUCAAUUCAUCAAUAAGUUUUUCCUAAAUGGUAUCUUUAUACAUGAUCAGAAGCUCUUCACUGACUUUGUUAAUGAUGUUAAAGAUUAUCUUAAAGACAUGAAGGAAUAUCAAGUAGAUAAUGAUGGAGUGUUUGAGAAGUUGGAUGGAUAUAUAUAUAGACACUUCUUUGGUCACACUCUUUCCCCUCCAUAUGGACCCAGUCGACCAGAUAAAAAGCAACGUAUGGUAAAUAUUGAAAACUCCAGGCAUCGAAAACAAGAGCAGAAGCACCCUCAGCCACAACCUUAUAAAAGGGAAGAGCCCGUUGAGUUGUGAAGAAUUUGCCGCCUUCUUAUGAGCUUGCUGACUUGUUCUAUUGUGAAAUUUCUUGCACAUCUGAAUAUUGUGGAAGAAACAAUAAAACUACACCAUGAGGAAAACUAAAGGUCUUUAUUUAAAAUCUGGCAUUUGUAUUAAUAUAUGAUUUUAUACUUUGUGAUAUUUUUCAUACAUUUACUCAGUAGUGAGUUUUGGUAAAUCAGUUCAGUGGUUGCUAGUUCAUGAAUCUUACCCAGUAUUUACAAGUGUAUUUAUGCAGCAUCUGAAUGUUUCUACCCAGCAAUAUCCCAGUCUAGAAAAGACUUAACACAUUUCAGAACUUCAGCUUCUGUUGAGUUUCCUUUUUAAUUUCCGUUCAUAGACAUAUAUGUGACUUCCAGUUCGACCUUCUGGCAAGUGAGUGUGGAAGAACACAGCAGUUCUCUCGUAGCUGUUUGAAAUUAGGAAAGCACUUAUUUCCUAAAAGUAAAUAAAUGUUUAAGUAAAUAAAGGCUACAUUUUGCUGA